Cutaneotrichosporon oleaginosum is the source of this 723-nucleotide messenger RNA. RefSeq lists its product as uncharacterized. Gene Ontology annotation, biological process: phospholipid metabolic process. NCBI's taxonomy places the organism in Eukaryota, Fungi, Basidiomycota, Tremellomycetes, Trichosporonales, Trichosporonaceae. The record is from RefSeq and is a predicted model, not a curated record. Gene Ontology annotation, molecular function: phosphatidate phosphatase activity.
UGGCAGGUCUUCUGGAGCUACUUUCCCGACUGGGCACUCACCAUUUUCCUCUGGGUACUGGACGGGUACCGACGUCUCUUCUCUGUGACGGACACAUCGCUCGCCCACCCAUAUGCAGAGCACGAGCGCAUCCCAGUCUGGUCGCUUGCGCUCAUCGCCGGCGUAUUCCCCGCUGUCGUCAUCAUAGCAUCUGGCUCAUUGAUGCGUUCCCCCUGGGACGUUCACAGCGGCCUACUAGGCUUGGUUCUUUGCCUCGCCCUCGGCGUCACUUUUACUCAGAUUAUCAAGAUCACUGUCGGAAGGCCCCGCCCCGACCUCUUUUCCCGGUGCCAGUUGCCGCAAGACCUCACGUCCAACCCCAUUCAUGGGCUUACAGCAUGGACGGCGUGCACGCGCACUGACAAGCUCCAGGAAGGCUUCCGCUCCUUCCCUUCUGGCCACUCGAGCUUUGCCUGGAGCGGCAUGUGGUAUCUAGAGAUGUACCUGAUGGCAAAACUGCGCGUCGCGAACCGCCGCGGAUACACUAUCAAGAGCUGGAUCCUUCUCAUCCCUGUCUCAGCGUCGACGCUCGUCUCGGUGUCUCGCACUAUGGACUACCGGCAUCACGCGACCGAUGUGAUUGCAGGCGCCGUCAUUGGUAUCAUCGUCGCCUGGUGGAGCUACAGGCAGUACUACCCAUCGCUGGGCGCCAGCAAGUCGUGGCGGCCGUACGAGCCGCGCAUC